CGGCGGACUGAGGACGUGCAGCUCAGAGGGCAAGUUCGCGACUGUCUGUGGUGGCCCAGGUUUCAAACCCUUCCUUCCCUCUAGAGAGGAUCUCAAGGGGGCCGCACAGGUGAGGCGUGGUUCCGUCACUGUGGGAAAUUUCUGGACCCAGGAUUGGAGCUGUCGGGAGGAGGCAUGGCCUCAGCCACAACCAGCAAGAAGGUGAGAGAGGAGGCCACCUGCUCCAUCUGCCUGAACCUGAUGACUGAGCCCAUGAGCAUCAGCUGUGGACACAGCUACUGCCAAGCAUGCAUCCUGCGUUUCCUGGGCAACCUGCCCAACCUGCCCUUCAUGCGGCCAAUGCCAGAGAUGUUCUCCUGUCCCCAGUGCCGGGCUCCAUUCCAUAGAUCCAGCCUGCGGCCCAACAAGCAGCUGGGCAGCCUCAUUGAAGCCAUCAAGGAGCUGGACCAGGAAAUGUCCUGUGAGGAACACGGAGAGCAACUGCACCUGUUCUGUGAAGACGAGGGCCAGCUCAUCUGCUGGCGCUGCGAGCGGGCCCCGCGGCACAAAGGGCACGCCACGGUGCUGGCGGAAGACGCCUGUCACGGCUACAAGGAAGAGCUCCAGAAAGUCCUGACGAAACUGAGGCAACUGGAAGAGGAAUGCACGAACCAGAAGGUGCUCCUGACGAAGCAGAUGACUGAGUGGAAUGAGAAGAUAAAUGUUACGAGACAGAAAAUCCAGUCUGACUUCAAGACUCUGCAGAGGUUCCUGCGGGAAGAGGAGAAAUCUUACCUGUGGAGACUAGAGAGAGAGAAAGAGCAGACUCUGCAAAGACUGAGGGACAGCGAGGCCAGACUGGGGCAGAAGAGCAGUGAACUCUCGAGCCACAUCCUGGAGCUGGAAGAGAGGUGUCAGGGCUCUGCUCAGAGGCUGCUGCAGGACGUGAAGGGUGCCUUAAGAAGGAGUGAGGCUGUGGGGCUGGAGACACCGGAGGCCCUGUCUUUGGAGAUCUGUACCGUGUGCGAUGUUUCAAAGCUUUACUUUGACUUGAAGAAACUGUUAAGGAGUUAUCAAGUCAGCGUGACUCUGGAUCCAGACACGGCUCACCACGAACUAAUUCUGUCUGAUGAUCAGAGACAAGUGACUCGGGGGUACCCCCAGGACACUCAGGGCACUUCUCCCGGGAGUUUCACUGUCUCCCCCUGUAUCCUGGGCCGUGAGGGCUUCACCUCAGGGCGAUAUUACUUCGAGGUGGAUGUGGGAGAAGGGAGCGGGUGGGAUGUGGGUGUCUGUGCGGAAAGUGUGCAGAGGCACACCGGCACAGUGCAGAGGCCCGAGGCCGGCUUCUGGGCCAUCCGGCUCUGCACCAAGGACGGCUACGUGGCACUGAGCUGGCCCCGAACUCCCCUACAUCUGAAGGAGCAGCCCCUGGUCGUGGGGGUUUUCCUGGACUGUGAGGUUGGAAUUGUUUCCUUCUACAACAUGACCACGGGCUCCCACAUCUUCACCUUCCCCAAGGCCCUUUUCCCGGACACGCUGCGGCCCUAUUUCCAGGUUUAUCCCUAUUCUCCCUUGUUCCUGCCGCCCCCGGAAUGAGUGAGAAAGGAGCCCUCUCCUUCUUGGCUUAAUUAACAUAGAGAAAUAAUGUAACACCAUAGGGCAGAAUUAUGUCCCAUGGUCUUCACCGCUAUUUCCUUGUAACUAGAACAGUGCUGGGAUAUUGGUAGAUCCAUAAUAAACCUUCAUUGAGAAAAUGGAUGUGAAGACUAAAAAUGCCACUGCUGGUCAGUCUGAGCUUUGCCCUCUUCAACCCCUUCAGUUGAUUCAGAGUUCUGAUUCCCGGAAGUCUGGGUGAUCAGCAGGGUGCCUCAGACAGAGGCCAGGAGGUCCAGGUCCUGCUGGUGUGUAGGACAGUUUCUGCUGCUAUGGGGAUGAGGGAAAGCUGCAGGUAUUUCUGCCCACCGCACAAAAAAGCAGGAAAAUCAAAAUAGUGGAAUCUUCUAGCCACUGACAUGUUGAUUAAUAAUCUGAGCCUUGAUCCUGGGGCACAUGGUAGGUGUAGAAACCAUCAGAUCUGGUGAGCUCUUCCCAGAGAAUAACCCAUGUGUGAGAGAAGACCAAGAAUUGGCUCAGUGAGAAAUUUCAAAUGGGGAGGAGACUGAGAGUCAAGUGAAUUUUGAUGGGGAUUCAGUCCUGGGAAAGAAGUUGUUUCCUAGCUUGUGCUAGCUCCAACUGCCUUGAAAUAUUUUUAAAUCUCAGUAAAUAGUUAUUGCUGGCAUGAUUGCUGGCAGUCUUUAUUAUGAGUUAGAUAUGAACAAAUAGGCUUUAACUAUACAGAUUUAUUGUAAAAAAAAAGUUCCAUGUCCAACCUAUAUUAUCAAACCAGAGUUGGCUAAUAACAAUACCAGUCCGAGGUGCAUAAAAGGUCCCCAGUUUACAAAACCAAUGGAAACUGACCUAUGCUCUCCCAAGACAAUGGGGAGGUCAACUUAUAUAGUCAGCCCUCAUUUAUCGUGGUUAAUCAGUUCCAGGCUCUACCGUGGUAAAUGAUUCCCGCGAAAUAGGAUUCCUUAUGUACAGUCGUCCCCUCGCCACCUUGGCUUCAACGUUAGUGGCUUCACUCUGUCAUGGUUUUCAAAUGCCUGCACUGGUCCCUGAUUAGUCCACUUGUAUGUGCACUAGGAAUCCAAAUUUGCCGUUAGAUUGGUCCAAACAGCCUGUCCCGAUUGGUCGUUAGGGAGCCAUUCUGAUUAGUCAGUAAAGGUGCAAAUAAAUAUAUCUGUGCAGUUCUGGUUGGAUGGGGCAGGUCUCAGCCCAUUGGUCAAAUUAUAACUCCAGGAGCUCCUUUGUAAGGGUCCACUCUCCUCACAGGAACUCAACGAAGGGGGCUAGCAACAGCGUUUGGUUAUCUCCUGAGGUGCAGCGUGAGAGGUCUCUGCCAGCGAUUGCUGCUACACUCUGGUUAUGGAUUUGAUCUCAGUUAAUUAUUAGAAGUUCUCGACAGGCAUAUUCCUUCUUGAGGUUCUUAAUACCUAAUACAGUAGUUAGUUCUGUUGACACCAGGAGUGAAUGUGCCUGUUAAGAAGGGCUCUUGGUGGCUGAUUGGGCUCAGAUUUAUAAACAGACUUGUAGGCAUUGCUAACCAUGUACCUCUUAGGCUCUCUGUGCUUCAGGGAAAAGCUGCACUGAGCUGUCAGCCUCCUGAAUGUGUUACUGCCAUUUGAGCUGACUCAGUGAAGGAGUUCUUCGGCUUAUAAAUCAACCAGUCGGCCAAAGAUAUGCUCCCUAACUGGGGCCUGGCAGCCAUUCCUUAUUUGCAUCUUCACUGACACCAGAGCCACUCCUAACUGACCAAUUAAACUGUGAGGCUUUAGUGUUUUCGUCUACAAGGAAAUGGACCAGUCGAGGACAGUUGGCAGGCUCUCUUCUUCAUAUCAGCCAGCUUUAAUUCUGCCCCAACAGGCGUGCACUGUUGGUUUCUACAGAAGACUGCUCUUUGUGGCCGCGCCUAUAACACAGAAGCUGUCUCACGGGGACAGAACCAAACUGCAACACGGGCUGAAACAUUGGGCCUCCACUCCCCAGGAUCUCACAGCUGUGCUUUUUUACAAUUAUGGUUUUUUGGGGGGUGGGGGUGGGGGAUCGGUUCUCAGUGAAUAAAGUUUCUCCUUUACUGCACUCCAAAUUGGGGACUUAUGUUGGUGUUGAGUUGCU
Messenger RNA from Molossus molossus (Pallas's mastiff bat), 3696 nucleotides. It is a transcript of the gene TRIM38, whose product is annotated as tripartite motif containing 38. The coding region runs from base 175 to 1578 and encodes 467 amino acids. The record is from RefSeq and is a predicted model, not a curated record. Lineage: Eukaryota; Metazoa; Chordata; Mammalia; Chiroptera; Molossidae. Gene Ontology annotation, molecular function: zinc ion binding; protein binding. The transcript has 7 exons.